This is a messenger RNA of Trichomonas vaginalis G3, 1272 nucleotides long. RefSeq names its product leucine-rich repeats (6 copies)-containing protein. NCBI's taxonomy places the organism in Eukaryota, Parabasalia, Trichomonadida, Trichomonadidae. The transcript has a single exon. The record is from RefSeq and is a predicted model, not a curated record. The coding region runs from base 1 to 1272 and encodes 423 amino acids.
AUGUUUUGCUUCUGUGUUACUGUACUCUCUUUAAAUCAUUCAUCAUCGAAUAACAAUUUAUACAUUUAUGGACCAGAAACAAUAGAGUCAAGAGACCUUUAUUCAGUUGAUUCAAAUUUUCAAAUUGUUCAUUUUUGUUCAGGAGUUGUUACUAUUUCAAGUAAUGUCAUACGAGGGUGGACAUUAUUACAUACUGUAAAUAUAUCAGAAACAGUUAAAUACAUAGAUCCAACAGCAUUUUUAGAGUGCAUUUCUCUCUCAAGUUUCAUUGUUCAUGAAAAUAAUCAAAUAUAUAAAUCAAAUAAGAACAACCUUGUCUCGCUUGAUAAUACAAUAUUGUUUCGCUUUCCUCCAAAAUCGAGACAAAUUUUUAAUAAAGCUUAUGCAAUUGAUGCAAAUAUUAAAAAUAUAUCCGAUUAUGCAUUCGAAAGCGCAGAUUUUGGAAAUGUUAAUUUUGAUGCUCAAUCACAAAUCGAAGUUAUUGGAUCAUUUGCAUUUUGGAAGAGUAAUAUUCAAGAAAUAUAUCUUCCUUCUUCUAUUUCCGUUAUCAAACGAUACGCAUUUUCAUCAACAAAAUAUUUAAAACAAAUUACGUUUACUGAUAGUCAAAAACAUAUUACAAUUGAGGAAUAUGCAUUUUCCGAGUCAUCAAUUCCGAAUUUUAUAUUUCCAUUUUAUUGCCAAGUUUCUGAAUCAGUUUUUUGUUUUUGUACAAGCCUAUCAGAGGUAAUGAUACACUCACCCUACACAAGUAUCGAUUUAAAUACAUUUUCUGGCUGCUUGACAAUUAAUAAGUUUGAUAUUUCCUCUUCCUCACAAAUUAUAGAUGUUAACGGGUUUAUUAUGAACAGUGAACGAACUCUUAUAUAUUAUAUUACACCUUCUGCAACAACUUUAGAUCAAUACUCAGAAGAUGCUUUAUUUUGUGAUACCGCUUUUCGAACGUGCAGUACGAAUGUAAACCUAUCAUUAGCUUAUAAUAAAUGGUAUUCUAUUUUAGAAGGAAUAAUUUAUUUUAAUAAAAGUGCUGUUUCAACUUUUAGUAAUUUACCUGAAAUCGAAAUUGGAAUUGUUGCCAUUAGGAGGAGAUGCUUUUAUGGAUUAAAGAAUAUAAAGAGUAUUACGUUUCUUCGGUCAUUGGACUUAAUUGAAGCCGAUGCAUUUCGAGAUUGUAGUUUCGAUCAAAAUACUCAAAUACAUUUUCCAGAUUCAUUAAGUACCAUUCAAGUUAUAGCUUUUAUAAUGCAAAUUUCAGCACCUCGGGCGUUUUAA